Molecule: messenger RNA, 1152 nt
Organism: Microstroma glucosiphilum
Lineage: Eukaryota; Fungi; Basidiomycota; Exobasidiomycetes; Microstromatales; Microstromataceae
Exons: 2
Coding region: 1-1152 (383 amino acids)
Source: RefSeq, a predicted model, not a curated record
AUGACUGACCGCCUCCCAGAGUGGGCCACGGUAGCCCUGUCCGGAGGGGUGACCCACUCUCGCUACGCCCGCCACAUUCGCAUCGAGCAACCUUCACACUCCAUCAAAGGACGCUAUACCAUCGGGCCUGCCGCACAGGAUCAUCGUCCACCUCUGUACGAUGCACCACUGGAACAAGUCGUAGGCCAAACUAGCAGUAGCGCUUCUUUUGAGACAAAGGGAAGCGCCAUUAGUGCCGAGGUGUGGAUCAUGGGGGAUGACAAGUUGCAGGAAGGAGGAGCAGAGGAAGGACCGGCACUUCAUCGUCGACGCAAAAGCUUCGAUGAGCAGAGAAAAGGAGGUGUCACGGCUGGGGAUAGUCCGUCUAGGGGCAAGAAUCAGCCUGUCAGCGUAGCUGCCAAAAGCUACAUGGGCCGCAUUCACCUCUCCAUUCCGCAAUACACCCCCUCUCGUCCCCUCCAUCUACGAGCCAAAUCCCACAGCGGAUCCCUGCACAUUUGCGUUCCCCCAACCUUCUCCGGCCUCGUCUCAUGGAAAACGGAAUCAGGCGUUCUGAAGCUCUCUCCUGGCAUCAAGGCGCGCUACACCGGUCUAGGCGAAGCUUUCAAGCAUCGAGGAGUAGGCAUCGUCGUUGCCCAUGGACAGGCAUUGCCUGCAGGACAUGUAGUAGGUCAAGCCAAGGCAGUCGUGGAGAAGAAAGGUCUGCAGCCCAGACUGAUGAUGAGGGGGAGCAAGAGCAGACCAGGAAGUGCCGGUAGCGUUGGGCCUCAAUUUGGGGCAACACCAGCAACACCGUCAAGAGGAGUCUUGACCUCUGCCAACUCCUCCGCGUCCGUAUCGAGGGAAACGUCCAACGAUGGAUCCGCCACGCUCGUCUCAGGCAGGAGCUCCCCCAACCACUCUACGGCUCCUUCUUCUCCAACAAACUCACACAGCCCCUCACGCUCCCUCGUCUCGGUUGGUGACACUCCCAAUGGACCUGAGCUGGGUCUGCCUGCGCAUGCGGCAGCUACUAGUGCCACGGCUUCGGGAACUGCUACGAGGGGGGAUGCGUGCGAGCUGAUCACUACGUAUGGAAAUAUCCACCUGUACGAGGUUGGAGAGAAGCUCGCACUGGGCACUUCUGCUGCGGAUAGCUGCUGCGUCAUGUAG